AUCUUUGGCGACACGCAGCGGUGGCGCUAGUAGCCGCACGCUUUGAUUGUGUGUCUAAUGUGUAUGUGUAUGAGCAUAAUUAUAAUCGGAUUGCUAAGUUGUGAUUCCAUACCUCCAGUGUGGCCAUGGCUGAUCCAUCGAAGUAUCGUCCAAGAUGCUUCUUUGAUAUUGACAUAGGAGGGUUUUCAGCUGGUAGAAUCAUAGUUGAGCUGUUCUCUGACAUUGUUCCCAAGACGUGCGAAAACUUCCGAGCAUUAUGUACAGGUGAGAAAGGUAUUGGAGUGAAAACAAAGAAAGCCUUGCAUUACAAAGGUUCUCUGAUCCACAGAGUUGUGACAGAUUUCAUGAUCCAAGGCGGUGACUUUUCUGCAGGCAAUGGCACUGGUGGAGAGUCCAUCUAUGGAGGAACAUUCGAGGAUGAAAGCUUUGAGCUGAAGCAUGACAGACCGAUGCUACUGUCAAUGGCCAACCGUGGCAAGAAUACAAAUGGAUCUCAGUUUUUCAUGUUAACAAAGCCAGCUCCACACUUAGAUGGUGUGCAUGUUGUCUUUGGGAAAGUGAUUGGUGGGGAAGAUGUCAUCAGAUCCAUCGAAAAUAUACCAACAGAUGAAAGCAGCCGGCCAACUGGUGAUGUGAAGAUUGGCAAUUGUGGCGAAUUAGUGCUACAACUGAAGGCCAUACGCAAGAAAAAAAAAGAGUUAGCAGUGAGUGAAAGUGAGAGCGACAGUGCAAGUACAUCAGAUAGCAGUGAGGACAGUGAUGAAGAUAAGAAGAAAAAGAGGAAGAAGGCAAAGAAGGAGAGGAAGAAGAAAUCCCGUAAACGCGAGGGCAGCUCAGGAAAAAGCAAUGAAGAUAAUGAGACAAAGAAGGAGGAAAAAGAGGAGAUAUUCAGCACAGUGAGAGCGGAGGAGGUGCCGGAGAUUCCAGACAACAAGUUUCUUAUGCGCAAAACGCCCGAAAAAGAAGUGAGAAAUCCGCAAAGAAAUGAGGGAAGAGAUCGGGAGAGGUUUCCCGGCAGACGCUACGCACGAACUCGCUCGGGGAGAAAGGUGAAAGGAAGAGGUUCCCGGCGCUAUAGAACGCCCUCUAGAAGUCGUUCUCGGAGUUACACGCCGCCACACUGGCGGCAGGCGGAACAGCGCACAAUCAAGAUAGACGAAUACCUCGAGGAGAUGAAGCGACUCAAGGCAAACGAGGAGGAGCGAGAGGAGAGGCACAAGCGCAUGACAGAGAUGAGGGAGAAGCAGAAGGAAGCGGCUGCAGCAGAGAUACCCCUGCAGGAUGCUGAAGGCAAGCGUGAGCACCACAGGAGAAAUCCGCAAAGAAAUGAGGGAAGAGAUCGGGAGAGGUUUCCCGGCAGACGCUACGCACGAACUCGCUCGGGGAGAAAGGUGAAAGGAAGAGGUUCCCGGCGCUAUAGAACGCCCUCUAGAAGUCGUUCUCGGAGUUACACGCCGCCACACUGGCGGCAGGCGGAACAGCGCACAAUCAAGAUAGACGAAUACCUCGAGGAGAUGAAGAGACUCAAGGCAAACGAGGAGGAGCGAGAGGAGAGGCACAAGCGCAUGACAGAGAUGAGGGAGAAGCAGAAGGAAGCGGCUGCAGCAGAGAUACCCCUGCAGGAUGCUGAAGGCAAGCGUGAGCACCACAGGAAGAGGGAUGAAGAGAGAGGCGGACACAUGGAGAGGGAGAAUCCAGGAGAGAAUCGCAGGAAUCAACCGGAGCAGGAAGUCACAGUCGUCGACGGCAACCGUCACGUCGCCGCUAGCGACGGGAGAGCGAGACGCCACCGGCCCGAGCGAGACGAGCAUGCAGGCGAUGACGGCACCAGGGGGCGCCAGAGACACCGGCGACGCCGCGACUCGAGCCGUGAUCGUGACGAUCGAGAGAGAGCAGCGGCGGUGGAGGGUGACGACGAGAUAGAGACGAACCGCGACGGCAAGCAUCGACAUAAACACAGGAGGCGCCACCGCAGCAGCAACGACGGCGUUGAACCCGGCCGUGGCGAUGAGGCGCCUCGUCUGCUCUCACAGGUUUACUCCGUGCCGUCGGGCAAAGCCAGCGAAGAACUGCCGCUGCUAGAUGCCGCCGCCGCCGCCGGCAGCAGCAACAUCCCCAUGCCCAAGGACGCGUCGGCCAUGUGGUGCAGCAGCAAGGACAACGAGACGAUCCCCGGCCUGGUAGACACGGCGAUGGAGGAGGGCGAGGAGGAGGAGGAGGCGGCGGCGACAGCGGGCAAAGACGACGCCAUCAAUCAGUCGCCGCGGAAAGAAGCGGACACAUCGCCGCGAGACCGUCCACGCUCCUCCGCCAGUCGCUCGCGUUCCAAGUCGCCUGUUCGCAAAAGGUCACGGCGGCAGAGCCACUCGCGAAGGUCGUGCUCCGUCAGCAGGCACCGCAAGGGAUCAAGGUCACGAUCAAGGUCGAGAGAUCCCAAAAGGUCGCGUUCCGGGUCGUCUCCAAGGCGGAGGAUGUCGCACGACUCGCGACGGCGUGGGUCACAUUCAAGGGAAGAUGCGCAUCGCUCCAGGCGAGCACACAGGAGCAAGCAGUAGCUGUCACGCUACAUCGCAGAUGGCUGUAUCGGCUGUCCAGACAUGUCUGUAUGUCAGGACUCGUGUAGUGACGUGCAACGUUUUUUUACAGGCACAUCUGUGCCGACGUAAACAGAAUUCUCAUGUCUUGAUGAUCAUUUCUUCCGCUGUCUGCUACGUUGAUUUUGGAGAAAUCUGGUUUAUAAAUAUUUUUGGCAUGUAUAUGUACCCAGAGGUUAGUUACUAUGAAUUUUUUCUUUGAACCGAGGCAGAGUUGGUAAACAUGCAAGUAUAGGAGUCGAUUCAUUUAAAAGCAGAGCACUUGUAAGUGAAUAUAAACGAGCAAAAAUAAGUGCAUACUUGUGCACGGUAUGCAGCAGGCAAUGUGGAAUGAAAAUUUUGACUCGCAUAUAAUACACGUAUACUGUAAUUAAUAGUUGAUAUAGUUAGUUGAUUAUAAUAGUUGAUGGACGUUUGGAACGUAUAUUUUACAGGUAUAAAUUGUUAACAAAUGUCAAAGCAUUAAUAUGUGAGAAAUGGAUUAAUUUUAAAUGUUGAAUGCAUUCAUUAAAUGUUAGAUUAGUAGUCAUUGUGGGUACAAUUAUAUUUGAGAAGUUGAUUGCCGUUAGUUUGCUUGUAAUCCUCAUUAAAUAGCUUAACUUGUAGCACCGACAUGUAUGCGUGUAUGUAGUACUGCUAAAUACAUUUAUUUGAAACAUUGUAAAAAAACAA
Molecule: messenger RNA, 3266 nt
Organism: Priapulus caudatus
Lineage: Eukaryota; Metazoa; Priapulida; Priapulimorpha; Priapulimorphida; Priapulidae
Product: peptidyl-prolyl cis-trans isomerase G-like
Exons: 14
Coding region: 126-2555 (809 amino acids)
Biological process (GO): protein peptidyl-prolyl isomerization
Cellular component (GO): intracellular membrane-bounded organelle
Molecular function (GO): peptidyl-prolyl cis-trans isomerase activity
Source: RefSeq, a predicted model, not a curated record